This is a messenger RNA of Lytechinus pictus (painted urchin), 5927 nucleotides long. Its product is annotated as 2-amino-3-ketobutyrate coenzyme A ligase, mitochondrial-like. Gene Ontology annotation, biological process: L-threonine catabolic process; biosynthetic process. The coding region runs from base 60 to 1331 and encodes 423 amino acids. The transcript is spliced from 10 exons. Gene Ontology annotation, molecular function: glycine C-acetyltransferase activity; pyridoxal phosphate binding. The record is from RefSeq and is a predicted model, not a curated record. NCBI's taxonomy places the organism in Eukaryota, Metazoa, Echinodermata, Echinoidea, Temnopleuroida, Toxopneustidae. Gene Ontology annotation, cellular component: mitochondrion.
CGACUUUACAGAUGGGUGUUUCAGAGGCUUGCCCAAUUUCACAACAUUGAUUGGUCAAAAUGUUUCCUCAACGCUUAGGAAGAUGGAUGCUUGCCAGGGCACUCCUGCAGAAGACUGGCGCCCGUUCUCGGAGUACAGUCCCUGCAGCAGUGCUGGACAACACCAUGCAAGAAGUGAUGGACUCCAUUCACGAGGCUGGGACAUACAAACCAGAAAGGGUGAUCACCACCAGGCAAGCGGCUGACAUCAAGGUGGCCGGAAUGUCGAAGAAUAUUCUCAACUUUUGUGCAAACAACUACCUAGGCCUCUCUAGCCACCCUGAAGUGAUAGAUGCUGCAAAACAAGCAUUAGAUGAAUAUGGUGCUGGGCUAAGUUCAGCCAGGUUCAUCUGCGGAACACAGGAUAUUCAUAAGGAUCUAGAGCAGAAAAUUGCACUCUUUCAUGGCCGCGAGGACUCCAUUUUGUACGCCAGCUGUUUUGAUGCCAACGCUGGGUUGUUUGAAGCCAUGUUGACGCCCGAGGAUGCUGUACUCUCGGAUGAACUCAACCAUGCCUCGAUCAUUGAUGGGAUCAGGUUGUGCAAGGCGAAGAGAUAUCGUUAUAAACAUAUGAAUAUGGAAGAUUUGGAAUCGCAGCUUAGUGAGUCUAUGGAUUGCAGAAUGAGGUUGAUUGUCACCGAUGGUGUGUUUAGUAUGGAUGGCGAUAUAUCACCCCUCAGGGAGAUCGUUACACUAUCCAAGAAGUACGAUGCCCUUGUCUUUAUCGAUGAAUGCCACGCUACCGGUUUCCUCGGUGCCACGGGGAGGGGCACAGAGGAACAUCUUGGUAUCGACGGCGCAAGCCACAUCAUCAACUCCACUUUAGGGAAGGCUCUCGGAGGUGCAGCUGGUGGCUAUACAUGUGGACCGAAGUCAUUGACAGAUAUGCUGAGACAGAAAUCAAGACCGUAUCUCUUCUCAAACUCUCUCCCUCCUCCUGUUGUUGCCUGUGCUUCUAAGGUAUUUGAUAUGAUAAUGAGAGAUAAUUCGCUGGUCUCCAAAGUGGAUAGCAACACACAGAGAUUCAGAAAGCACAUGAACGAUGCUGGAUUCAAAGUAUGGGGUACGACGCAUCCAAUAUGCCCCAUUAUGCUGGGAGAAGCUAGCUUAGCUGGAAGAUUCGCAGAAGAAAUGUUGGAGCGAGGGAUCUAUGUGAUCGGCUUCAGCUUUCCUGUAGUCCCUAAAGGUCUGGCUCGCAUCAGGGUUCAGAUCUCUGCAGCUCACACUGAGGCCGAGAUCGACCAGUGCGCCCAGACGUUCUACGAUGUUGGCAAGAAACUUGGAGUUAUCUAAUCUAAUCACCAGUAUGGCAUCAAGAAGGUGGAAACCAUAAGGAACCUUGUCAAAAGUCAGUCAAGAGCAGCAUCUUUCUCACUAGGAACGAGCGCUGGGCCAUAUUUCGAUAUUAUUGAAAUUAUGCGAUAUUGAAAAAAUAUUAAAGGACAAGUCCACCCCAACUAAAAGUUGAUGUGAAUAAAAAGAGAAAAAUCUAACAAGCAUAACACUGAAAAUUUCAUCAAAAUCGGAUCUAAAAUAAGAAAGUUAUGACAUUUUAAAGUUUUGCUUAAUUUCACAAAACAGUUAUAUGCACAUCCUGGUGUGUAUGCAAAUGAGGAGACUGAUGACAUCAUCCACUCACUAUUUUUUUUGUAAUUUAUUAUAUGAAAUAGGGAAUGUUCUAUUUUUCUCAUUGUCAAGUGAGACAAUGAUUAAUUCCUCCCUGAACAUGUGGAAUGAGCAUUGUUUAAUACUAUAUGAUUCAGUCAAGUUGGUCCUUAUUGUCAUAUCUAUAAAAAAUGAAAUGUAUAAUUUAAACAAUAAAAAACAAAAGAAAUAGUGAGUGAGGGACAUCAUCGACUGUCUCAUUUGAGUUGUGCAUAUCACUCUUUUGUGAAAAAUAAGCAAAUAUUUAAAACGUCAUAACUUUCUUAUUUUACAUCCGAUUUUGAUGAAAUUUUCAGCGUUUUGCUGGUUUUAUUUUUCUCUAUUUAUUCAAAUCGACAUUUUUCUGGGGUGGACUUGACCUUUAAAUAUUCAACAUAACCAAUAUAUUGUUGAUUAUGAAAGUUAGUCACUAUUUAUUGACAAUGAAUGCUGCUCUAUUUUGCUUUAAACCAACUCACAACUUUGUAAGUUGGUACCCAAUUGUUUUUGCUUGUGGACAAGCACCGAUUACAGACUUACAUUCAUUUCCCCCUUUCCUGCUCUCACGGAAUCAUUGCUCAUACUGCAUGUAUAUAAUGAAUUUUCAGACUCGGUGAGGUAUCACGCUAUCAGCGUUAUUUUGCUGGCGAUAAUCAACUAACAUUAAAAUCAAAUAUCGACCUGUGCCGGCCACACAGAAAUGUUGAUAGCCUAACAGAGCACUAACAGUAAGCUCAGUACACCUUUCGGAUUGUGAAGUCAAAACAUUCAAUGUUGGGCAAUACAUUGUAACAAUAGGCAUAUCUGCCACAUUAAUAAUGUGUAAUUUAUACAGGUAAUCUGAAUAAACCAUGGGUUGAACCGAUGGUUUCAAAAACUACUUUUAAUGUGAAUUCAGGCCAUAGCAUCUUUAGAGCAGGAUUCUUGCCGAAAGAACCAGGUGCAGACUUUUGACAAGGUGCCUCAAACAGAGUACAGAAAAAAUAAUUGGUUCCAGGAGCAUUAACAAGCGCAAUAUGUGGCCCACUCCUGUCAAAUUUAUCGAGGAAAAAGUCAGAGGAGUCUACAGAAUCUUACCCAUUUUCCCUGCAACCCCCAGAAGCUCAUCAGUUUGAUGCAUGGUUGUGUUAUAUUUGUUCAUUGGGAGAUCAUAUGUCAAUAAGAAUAUUUUCAUUUGUUAGGUUUUGCAUUGAAUGUGUCGUGUUAAAAGCCGUAAAUCAUAAAAAAUGGAGAAGAUGAAAGGGAUGUUUUUUCUCUUUAACAUAUUUGAACAUACAUGUAUAUCUUCCUGAAAUCUUAUUCCACAUAUAUUUAUAUUCAGUGUACAAACAUAAUCUUUGGAAUUUGCUGACAAUUGUCUGGGUCAUGCACAUGUCUGUGGAGCAGUCUCGCCUUGCCAUUUAUAUGGUUAACCUGUUAACCCUGAAUAAACAGGGGGGAUCAAUUUGACCCCCCUCGACAAAUUUUGUCACUACGCCGUCGCGCGAAAUUUUUUGACCGCGCCGCUCGCUGAAUUUUUACUUUCAAGCCUUGCGCAUCUUUUGAGACCAAAUUUGCGACGCCCGGGUACGCGGUACCGAAAUUACGCAACAUUUUGUAAGUGCAUGUCAGACCCGAAAUGGCUCAAAAACGUGAUUCCAUGGACAAAGUCAAUGCAAAUUGUGUUUUUCAACCAAAAAUCAUAAAUGUAUGAUUACUUUUACUUUUGUUGGUUUAAAUAGAUUUAUUUUAUGCUAUUUAUGAUCACAAAAGGGUCCCCGACAAAGUUCAUCGGAAAAAACAAUAAAAAAAAAGGUUUGAAAAAAACAAAGAAAUACGAAAUAGCCCAGUUAAGAUAGGGUUAAAGGACUGAAACAGGACCCAAACAAAAGGCUACAUAUUGUUUAUUCAUCGAAGGCUCCAUGCAAUAUUUCACAAGGUAGAUCAUGGGUGUCAAUUUGUGUGUGAAUCUGUUGUUCAAGGGGGGGGGGAUGAUCUAUUGUUCACCCCCCCACUGGAAUAGUACAUGUAGGACGUUACGGAUCGACACCAGUGGGGUAGAUAGUGUGCUAUUACUAUGUACAUGUAUUAUGCAUGCACAAGAUGGUAUUUAUUUUCUUGUUUCUUUGUCUUUCUAUCAUCAAGCAUAUAUACAGACAUGCCAACCGUUCCCUUUUUAGAGUAUUUGUUCCUCUUUUUUGCUAUGAAUACACCAAUACUUUUUUUGUAUGAUUUGUUACUUUUUUUUAAAUUUUCCGAUCAUGGAGUAUGAAUUUACACAGCGCGUGACACUAGCACCGGUCCAACAGUCCCAGUCCGGUAAAAAUCACUGUCGGGCCAGUAACUUGUUGCAUGAAAAGAACAAAUUAAUUCUUGCCUGGGAGCACAUGUUUAAAAGAGUGAAUUAUCAAGUUUUCAAAUAGAGUCAUUUCACAUAUUUUUUCACAUGUUUUUUCACAGAUCUCACUACAACAGGCUGGCGAUUGUUAUGUUGAGACAAAUUUUUUAGAAUACACUUUUUUGUCAAAAAAUACUUUUUUUCCCUUCUAAGAAUACUUUUUUGUUGUAGAAGGUUGGCAGGUCUGUAUAUACAGUGUGCACCAACAUUAUUUAUUAUCAAUACCAUAAUUCAGGGUGUUUGUAUUAUUUAAGUCACAGUUAAAAUCAUUCAUUUCCUUAUAAAAAUCACAAUGUAACUAAUAUGGGUUUCUCUAUCCAGUGCUAACUACCAUAGAAGCCUGUUUUUUGUCCCCAGUAGUAUUCCCGUCAUAACCAACCUUGUGUCUGUAUUCAUGCUUUACUCAAGCAGGUGUCGAAGUAAGAGCUUUUCUUCUGGUGUAUUUAAUCCAUACUGUUAUUUAAUGCAAUAUACAUAUACUUUGUUUCAUGUAGAAAUGCUUUCAUUCGUUAUCACUAUUGUGGUUUUAUUCAAAGUAUUUUUAUUAUUUAUAGCUAUAAUUCAGGCCAAGGCUGCAGCUGUUAUAGGCUACACUAUUUAUUGAAAGUAAGAGAACAAAGACAAAUGGCUGAAAGAUGCUUCCCUAAGGUACCCCACCAAAUCCUAGAGCAACGUCUUGUAGAAUCCUACAAGUGUUUUUAAAUUGCUAAUUCUCAUAUUCUAUCAUAGAAUGAACAGUGUGGACUGUAGAAAAAGCGUUUAUUUCAUUUAUAGCAGAAUUUAUACAAGGGCACCUUGCCAAAGAGUGUCUUUCACUCAGAUCCUGUUACAAGCAUCUCUAAAGUAAUCAUUAAAUUUCAUCAUAGAACAAUGGAAUGUUGCUGUGAAAGAUGUUUAGUGCCUUUAGAGGAGAUUUCUGCUGAAAGAUGCAGCAUAAUUUUAGAAGUCACAGGGUUACAAAUUCAUUGCAUCUUUUUGUAGAUCUAUGAGACUAGUUUCUUAGAACAAGGCAAGCAGCUUAUCUUGGUUCAUUGAUUAUUGUGUUUUACUCAAAGUACCUCAAAUAAUGCUGAACUUUAUCCAACCAUGUUCUAUUAUUCUUCAGAGGCUAUUUUUUAUAGGCAUUUCCUGAUUAUUCUUUUUCUUUUGAUAGUAUACCUUUUCUCUUGAGAUCUCGAAAAGGUACAUGUAUUCAAAGUUACAUGUCACCUUAUUUCUAUAUUAUAUUUAAAAAGUGUUUUUUUUAAAGAGGCUUAUUUUUUUAAUAGUAACUCCAAAGAGUAUGUUUUGUACUUAAGUACAUGCAUUUUAUGUUGGGAUUUUACCAAAAAAAAUGAUUAUUAUUAUUUGGCCAAAGCUGUUUAGUUAUAAAGACAAGUUUCUAUGGCACGUCUGUAAGAAAUAUUCAGAAUGUGGAUUGAGGCAUGUUUAUCAUGUGAAAGGAAAAUAUGAUUAUUAGAUGUUUGUACGUGUAUACAGAGGGGUGUAUACUUAAGAAUGUGUAUGAUCAGGGAAAUAUCUUGAUGUACAUUAUCAGGGAGAAAUUAAGGGGCUUUAAGGGAUUUUACUUUUUUUAAUUUGGAUUUUUAACGGCCGUUGGCGGCAAUCAGCCAAUGCAAAAGGAUUCGUUGGUUUUUAAGAUGUAAUCAUGUAUCAAAAUUGUUUAUAUCACAUUUCCAUUAAAAAACUUAAAUAUAUAUAUUUUUUUGUUUUAAAAAGGCAUAAAUAAGUCAGCAUUUCUGAAUUGUUCAUUUGACAUUUGUGGUGAUUGAAAUACGGGAUUGUUUGAAUUAAAGAGUAGUGAUACAGUUAAAAACUUGUAAUAUUCAAUCAAUUUGUCAAUAAACCAUGUGUUGGUUUAAAAACAA